CAAUCUGCAAACGACUGGCUCAGAGGUCACCUCGCCUUCCUCACCAGGAACUCGGCCAGUUACGACAUGGACUCCCUCGCCGCUCAAUUUUACAGCGGCGGCUCGCAGCAGCUGCCCGCCUCUCGCCUGGCUUGCCGCCUUCUCUCCUCCCCUUCGUAGCUCGUAGCUGCUCUCGACCUUGAGCAAGCUCUGGUGUCUAUCCAUGGCCGUUAUUUCUCUUAGGCUGGGGUUCGUGGCCCCGCCUUAUCCUAGGACCAGCAGCGGCAGGUUCGCCUCGUCCUGCCGCGCCGUCGCCAGCGCCGGAGGAGGACCCCCGCGCCCCAUCACCGUCUCCGGCGACCCGCCCAACGUCGUGUCGGCGCCCGGCCGCCGCAUUGUCGCCAUUGGCGACGUCCACGGCGAUCUCUCCCAGACGCGAGCCGCGCUGGUGUUGGCUGGCGUCCUGAGCGCGGAAUCAGAUGGCCAUGUGUGGACAGGCGGGCGCACGGUACUCGUUCAAGUUGGGGACAUCCUUGAUCGUGGUAAAGAUGAAAUCGCCAUACUCUCCCUAUUGAGCUCACUGAACGUGCAAGCCAAAUCUCAAGGUGGCGCUGUGUUUCAGGUUAAUGGGAACCAUGAAACCAUGAACGUGGAAGGUGAUUUCCGAUACGCCGAUCAGGGAGGCUUUGAUGAGUGCAUACGCUUCCUUGAGUACUUGGAUGAGUGUGAUGGGAACUGGGAUGACGCCUUUCUCAGCUGGGUUAACGUCACUGAAAGGAGGAAGAAAGAAUACAGAGCUUCUCCUUGGAACUUUGUCAAGAAGCAGAAAGGGUUUGCUGCAAGAUCAUUGCUUUUCAAGCGAGGUGGCCCGCUAGCUUGUGAAUUGGCACGGCAUCCUGUUGUCCUUAAGGUCAAUGACUGGAUAUUUUGUCACGGUGGCCUUCUUCCUCAUCAUGUUGAAUACGGGAUUGAGCGUAUGAACAGAGAAGUGUCGACGUGGAUGAAAAGUUCAGGUGAAGAUGGCGAUGAUGAGACAGACAUCCCGUUCAUAGCUACUAGAGGUUAUGACAGUGUGGUAUGGAGCCGAUUGUAUUCGCAAGACUCUGCUGAAAGGACACGCCGUGCUUUGAUGCUAUCUUCCAUCAUUGCUGAGGAAACACUGAAAUCUGUGGGAGCCAAGGGGAUGGUAGUUGGGCAUACUCCUCAGAUCCAUGGGGUGAAUUGCAAAUGCGACGGCAAAGUUUGGUGCGUUGAUGUGGGCAUGUCAUAUGGUGUUCUCUACUCAAGACCAGAGGUUCUAGAAAUAGUCAAUGACAGACCAAGGGUUUUGAAGAAGCGGAGGGACUCAUAUGACGAGAUGGAAGUGCUGGACUAUUUAUGAACCUUGAGAAACAUGUCUGGGAAGAAAAUAAUCAUGUUGCUGCAGGUAUAUAAUAGCAAACAUUCUUUUUCCGGAGAGCUACUGUACCGGACAAUUUGGACGGAAGUACAGGAAUGAAAGUUACAGAGAUAUAUAUAAAUUCAACCGAAGGUUUUCUCGACGUGCCAUAUGCUGGCCCACGUGAAGGGGAAGGUUUGCAGCGUAUUUUGCCAAGCUGGUGCAAAAAAUCUUGGUGGUGCUCUCAUUUUCAUCAGCAACAAAGGAUAACUCCAUGGUAGCCUUCUUCAGAGCUGUAGGAUAUCUCCAUGCAACUAUGCAAGUAGUAGUACGAGCUGGGAGGAGACGCGUAAUGAUGCUGAAGCUGCUCGUGUAUGUCAUCUUUAAGAAAAACAUAGUCCUCUUUUUCAUGUGUUACUAUUCAAUAGCUAGAAUCCAGAAGCACUGUAAACAACAUUACACCAAAAUACAGAAGAAAAGCCUACAGAACCAGCUGAAUCUGUUUGGACUUUUAGUAAACAAAGUACCUCUGAUACCUUUCAAGCAAAUUUGGCUUCGGUUUUACUAUGUGUAUCUGUAAAUUCUUCUUUUGAGCAGAAUUAUAUCGUUAGAAGUAGCAACAGUUGGAACCGUGGAAGAGUCUAGUCA
This is a messenger RNA of Panicum hallii, 2005 nucleotides long. RefSeq names its product shewanella-like protein phosphatase 1. The record is from RefSeq and is a predicted model, not a curated record. Lineage: Eukaryota; Viridiplantae; Streptophyta; Magnoliopsida; Poales; Poaceae. The transcript has 11 exons. The coding region runs from base 203 to 1360 and encodes 385 amino acids. Gene Ontology annotation, molecular function: hydrolase activity.